This is a messenger RNA of Rotaria sp. Silwood1, 1287 nucleotides long. The record is from the annotation of a GenBank genome assembly. NCBI's taxonomy places the organism in Eukaryota, Metazoa, Rotifera, Eurotatoria, Philodinida, Philodinidae.
AUGCAAUUAACAUUACCUUUAUCUUUAAAAGGUAUGCUUGAACUUGAUCGUAAUCAAUUUACACAAAUAAUUACUGUACCUUAUAUUAUUAUUCCUGUUGAAUAUAUUCAAUUAAAACAAUUAAAAGAUAUUUUACUUAUUUUACCUUCAUUUAAAUGUGUUCGUGAUUUACAAUCAAAAAUAAAACAAAUUUUACUUGAUCCAGAUAUUAUUAAAACUAAAGAAGAUAUUAUUAAAUGUAUACCAUCUAUAGAAAAAUAUAUUGAACAAUCAUUUGAUUUUAUUCAAAUAACAAUAACAUAUACAAAUUAUACAAUUGAACAAAUUAUUAAAGCAAUUUUACCAGAUGAUUUAGUAAAAGAUAAAUGUGUUAAUACUGGUUCAGGUUAUAGUAUUAUUGGACAUAUUGCUCAUUUUAAUUUAAGAGAUGAAGUUUUGCCAUAUAAACAUAUUAUAGCUCAAGUAAUUCUAGACAAAUUACCAAAUGUAAAAACAGUUGUUAAUAAAUUACAUGAAAUCGAUUCUAUUUAUCGUAAUUUUGAAUUAGAAAUUCUUGCUGGUGAUCCAAAUACUAUUGUUAAAUGUCGUGAAAGUAAAGCAAUAUUUCAAUUUGAUUUUGCAAAAGUUUAUUGGAAUCCUCGAUUAAGUACAGAACAUGAACGUAUUAUUGAAAUUCUUUAUCCUAAUGAUAUUGUUUUUGAUGUAUUUGCUGGUGUUGGACCAUUUGUUGUACCAGCUUCUAUGCUUGGUUGUAUAAUUUAUGCAAAUGAUAUUAAUCCAGAAUGUUAUAAAUGGAUGAAUAUUAAUUUUAAAAAGAAUCAACCAAAAAAAUCCUCUCGAGAAUAUCAUAUAUUUAAUCUUGAUGGACGAGAAUUUUUAUGUACUAUUGCUUUAUUACAGAUUGAAAAUUAUCAAAAACAAUUCAUAGAAGAUAAAGAAAAAUUUCAAUAUUUAUCAAAUAGUAAAAUUGUUAUUUUAAUGAAUUUACCUGGACUUGCUCUAACAUUUUUGGAUGUUAUUUCUGAAUGGUUAUCAAUGAAUAUUGAAGAUAAAGAACAAUGGUUAUUACCAAUUCAUAUUUAUUGUUAUACAUUUUCAAGAGGUGAAAAUCGUAUUGAAGAUAUACAAAUAAGAUUAAAGUCAAUAAUACCAAAUAUAAAUCAUGAUCAAAUAUUAUAUCGAUUUGUUCGACAAGUUGCACCGAAUAAAGAUAUGAUGUGCGCACAUAUUAGUCUAUUUCAUAAGAAAAAGAAAUAUGAAUUAAUAACAAAUGAAAAUAAUAAUUGA